This is a messenger RNA of Geodia barretti, 1173 nucleotides long. NCBI's taxonomy places the organism in Eukaryota, Metazoa, Porifera, Demospongiae, Tetractinellida, Geodiidae. The record is from the annotation of a GenBank genome assembly.
CUGGAGGCUGUCGGCUACAAGGCGAUCACCCCCGAGGAGGUGUUCGGCAAGGGAGCGAAGGCGCUCGGCCCCGCCGACGUGCCGGUCGACGCGGUGGUCGAGUACGCCGGCGAACGAAGCGACUUGGCGCUGCAGGUCGCCGAGGGUCAGCGCGCCCAACUCGUCCGCGACGGGCUCGAGCCGCUCUACCGCGACCUCGAGCUGCCGCUCGUGCCGGUGCUGGCCGACCUGGAGCGCGCCGGCGUGCGGCUCGACGUCGAUGCACUGGCCGUGCAGUCGGUGGCGAUGGACAAGCAGUUGUCGGCGCUGCAGGCCGAGAUCCACGCUCUCGCCGGCGAACCCUUCAACAUCAACUCGCCGCGGCAGCUCUCGACCAUACUCUUCGACAAGCUGCAGCUCCCGUCCCGGAAGCGCACCGGCAAGACGAAGGCGGCCUCCACGUCGGUCGACGUGCUCGAAGAGCUCGCCCUCGUCCACGAGCUGCCGCGGAGAGUGUUGGAGUGGCGCAGCCUCGCGAAGCUCAAGGGGACCUACGUCGACGCGCUGCCGCAGCUCGUCAAUCCCGAGACCGGACGGCUGCACACGUCGUUCAACCAGGCGGUGGCGGCGACCGGGCGGCUGAGCAGCCGCGAUCCGAACCUGCAGAACAUCCCGAUCCGGACCGCCGUCGGCCGCGAGAUCCGCGGCGCCUUCACCGCACCGCCGGGGGCGGUCCUGAUCUCCGCCGACUACUCGCAGAUCGAGCUGCGGGUGCUGGCCCACCUCUCCGGCGACCCGAACCUGACCGGCGCCUUCGAGCGGGGCGAGGACAUCCACGCUCAGACCGCGUUCAAGGUCUUCGGAGCCGACAGCGGACUCGACCCGCACGAGCUGCGGCGGCGGGCCAAGAUCGUCAACUACGCCCUGCUCUACGGCAAGACCGCCUUCACCCUGUCGUAUAGGACAUUUGCAUCGCGCGGUCGCGCCAAGCGCACGAGAGCGAUUUCAUCGAUCGCUUUAUCUCGAGGUGCUUCCAAGCCCGUCCGCGCUCUUACCUGGCAGCGCAUGGGCGCCAUCCAUGAAGCGGGCGAUGAUCCGACGGUGCACGCCGAGCCCGCCACCCGAUCGCUACGGAUUGAUCCUGACGGCCACGAAGAGCUGCUGUCCGAGCUCGAGUCGCACGCGCGGAGGUGA